AUGAGAAUAUCAGCUGUGAGCCCCCGUCACGUGGUUUGCUCCGGCCGAGAGGAUGAGCGGGUCCGUGUCUGGGUUUCCUCCGCGGCGGUUCGUCCUCCGUUCCUCCGCCUGAGCAAGUUGGUUUGGUCUGAUGUUUCCCCUCCGAGCGUCAUUUUGGAGAGAAUGCGUCUUCUCGUUUUUGCGACUUUAUUCGGAGUCCUUCUCGACGCAGGAGAUGCCCUUCAGAUCCAGUGUUACCAGUGUGAGGAGAUGAAGCACAAUGACUGCUCCACGCCAGAGUACAUCGUCAACUGCACCGUCAACGUACAGGACAUGUGCCAGAAGGAGGUGCUGGUCAAACCUGACGGAAUACAUUACCGGAAGUCCUGUGCCUCCUCUGGGGCUUGUCUCAUUGCCUCCUCCGGCUACCAGCAGUUUUGCACUGGGAGGCUGAACUCAGUCUGCAUCUCCUGCUGCAACACCCCGCUCUGCAACGGGCCUAAGAGGAAGCGCCCCGUCCCCUCGGCGGCGACGUCAAACCUGCGGACGCACUGGCCUCUUCAUCUCCUCCUGACCUUUUCCCUGCUGCCUCUGAUGCUCCUCCUCCCGCUGACGUAG
This is a messenger RNA of Toxotes jaculatrix (banded archerfish), 597 nucleotides long. RefSeq names its product ly6/PLAUR domain-containing protein 1-like. Gene Ontology annotation, biological process: acetylcholine receptor signaling pathway. The record is from RefSeq and is a predicted model, not a curated record. Gene Ontology annotation, molecular function: acetylcholine receptor inhibitor activity. The transcript is spliced from 4 exons. Bases 1 to 597 code for a protein of 198 amino acids. Lineage: Eukaryota; Metazoa; Chordata; Actinopteri; Toxotidae.